Paramecium tetraurelia is the source of this 396-nucleotide messenger RNA. RefSeq lists its product as uncharacterized. Lineage: Eukaryota; Ciliophora; Oligohymenophorea; Peniculida; Parameciidae. The transcript has a single exon. The record is from RefSeq and is a predicted model, not a curated record.
AUGGUUUACUAAUCCAUUGGAAUAUCAUUGGCAUUCUAUAUGAUUUUUACAGCAUCCUAUGUCAUCCAAUUAAUAGUGUUGUUUUUCAGAAGCAAUAAAAACUUGAAUAGAUACAUAUAUUAUCACAUUUAUUUAUUAAUACUCCUUUAUAGUGUAGGCUAAUUAGUAUAAAUUUAUUAUUACAAUUUUUAAGAAGAACUGACUAAAUUAACAGCAUAUCAAAAUGAGGAGAACAAGCAAGAUGCUUUAAAAGACUUGCAAGAAGAAGGCCAAUUGGCAUAAACUAUUUGGCAAUUGUAUUUUAUGUGUACUGUGAUAAUAAUAGUAGUAUUCAAGAUAUCUUAUUUGUAUUUUGGCUUGCACUAAUAUGUUAAAUUCAUGGAGAUCGAAUUAUGA